GUUUCCUUCUUGUCACUUGCUGUCUUUUCCCUUUUAUCAUUUUUCUGUCUUAUUAUUAUUCGCUUGGAGGACCUCUACCGGAUCGAGACCUUCAACCAUCCGCUGCCGACCACAGCGCCAACCGAACUAUUCGGCAUAAUCACAGCGCAAGAGACCUGGGUGACCAUCCUAAUCUCUGGUAUCACUCUUUCAGUGGACACCCUUGCUGGUGUCUCCUUCCUCGUCGGCAGUCUGGCCUUCUGUCUCAUUUCCGAACGCGCCUCCAACGCUAAGCACCUCCAGUUCGUAUCUGGCGCCCGUUUGGGUGCGUGUACUAGUUUGUCUUAA
Messenger RNA from Dibothriocephalus latus, 327 nucleotides. The record is from the annotation of a GenBank genome assembly. NCBI's taxonomy places the organism in Eukaryota, Metazoa, Platyhelminthes, Cestoda, Diphyllobothriidea, Diphyllobothriidae.